AUGAAGGAGAACGGGUCCUUGUGUCAAGUGGAGCAGCUGCCCCCUGGAUGCCUACUGGAGCCGGGCCUUAACGGGUGCCACUCUCAGAACUACAAGCUCAGCAGCCGGAUGUCCGUCGGUGCAGGAGUCCGAAACAGAGCCAACGGGGCCGUUAAGGCUUUGUGCAGUAGCCCCGACUGCAGCACCUCCGUCAGGCUGGAGAACACGGAGCAGAUCCGGAGGGGUGGAGGAGGCGAGAAGGUGCUGGUGACCGGGGGUGCUGGGUUCUUUGGCUUCAGGCUUGGCAAGGCUUUGGCCAGGCAGGGCAUCAGCGUAAUCCUGCUGGAUCUGCACCAGCCACGAUUCGAGCUACCCGACGGAGCCGUGUUUCUGCAGGGCGAUGUGCGUGACUAUGACACCCUGUAUAAGGUGUGUGCUGGAGUGGACUGUAUAUUUCACACUGCGUCCUACGGCAUGUCAGGACCAGAACAGCUCAGGAAAGAGCAGGUGGAGUCUGUCAACGUUGGCGGCACCAACAACACCAUAAACGUGUGUUGUGAGCGUGGCAUCUCCAGACUGGUGUACACCAGUACGGUGAAUGUGGUGUUCGCUGGGAAGCCUAUCGAGGACGGGGACGAGGACUCUGUACCCUGCGUGCCUCUGGAUAAGCACAUAGACCACUACUCCAGAACCAAAGCCAUCGCCGAGCACCUGGUCCUCACCGCCAACAGAAGACCCUUACACGGCGGUGGCCUGCUGCAGACGUGUGUGUUACGACCAUCGGGUAUCUACGGUCCAGAGGAGAGAAGACACCUACACCGUGUGAUGGUGAACGUGGAGCGCAGGCUGUUCAGUUUCACUUUCGGUGACCCCGAGGCCAGGAUGAACUGGGUGCACGUGGAUAAUCUGGUCACGGCUCACGUCCUGGCAGCUGAAGGCCUCACGCCUGAGAGAGGCUGCGUCGCAAACGGACAGGCCUACUUCAUCAACGACGGGGAAUCCGUUAAUGUGUUCGACUGGAUGACGCCGCUGUUUGAGAGACUGGGCUACACUCGUCCGCUGAUCCGGCUCCCGGUUUCGCUCGUCUACUCAGCAGCGUUCCUGAUGGAGCAGUUACACGUGGCUCUGAGGCCCGUGAUGGAGAUCCCUCUGCUCCUGACCAGAAACGAGGUGAGAAACAUCGCCGUGAGCCACACCUUCAGCAUCGAGAAGGCGCGCAAGGAGCUGGGCUUCUCCCCGAAGAAGUACACCCUCGCCGACUCGGUGGACCAGUACCUCCAGAGCCGACCCGUCCCAUCCGCUUCCUCCCUCCAGGAGUCGCGGUCCUUCCUCUUCGUCCUGAUGAUGACGACGAUGAUGGUGCUGGUGGGACUGGUGGUGCUGAUUCUCUGCCCGCGCUGGCAUCAGCAUCAGCGUUAA
Messenger RNA from Ictalurus punctatus (channel catfish), 1398 nucleotides. It is a transcript of the gene sdr42e2, whose product is annotated as short chain dehydrogenase/reductase family 42E, member 2. Gene Ontology annotation, biological process: steroid biosynthetic process. Gene Ontology annotation, molecular function: 3-beta-hydroxy-Delta5-steroid dehydrogenase (NAD+) activity. The coding region runs from base 1 to 1398 and encodes 465 amino acids. The record is from RefSeq and is a predicted model, not a curated record. Lineage: Eukaryota; Metazoa; Chordata; Actinopteri; Siluriformes; Ictaluridae. The transcript has 11 exons.